Messenger RNA from Ctenopharyngodon idella (grass carp), 3038 nucleotides. It is a transcript of the gene ano10b, whose product is annotated as anoctamin 10b. Gene Ontology annotation, biological process: chloride transmembrane transport. Gene Ontology annotation, cellular component: plasma membrane. Lineage: Eukaryota; Metazoa; Chordata; Actinopteri; Cypriniformes; Xenocyprididae. The record is from RefSeq and is a predicted model, not a curated record. Gene Ontology annotation, molecular function: chloride channel activity.
AAACAUGGCAGGCAAUAGGACCCAGAUGUGCACAGACAACAGAAGCGCAUUCACCAUCAGAAAAAAAUGAAAAUGUCACUCCACACCCUAAAGGCUGGGAGGAGAAACGUUUAGCUGCAUUCCUGUUCUCUUCUAGUAAACCAUCGAAUGGACUGACUCUGUACAGGCACAUUGGAGGGGGUGUGAACAUCAACAACACUCACAAGAGCUCCGAGAGAAGGUCCUGCUGUUGACAGCUUGUCUGUUGUCUAGACUUUCAGGAAGCCAGAUAUCUGCUAGCUCACUCUCACGUGUUUGCAUUUACUGGAGGUGAUUUGAAUGAACUGUAGAUUUCCACAGGGACACCAUGACGUCCCAGAAGGAACCACAACAGGGAUCUUCAUCCCUGACUAAGGUGACAGGGCCCAGCUCCUGGUCCCGGGUCAGUUGUCCCUGCUGUAUCUCCAGCCACAUAGAGCCUUUGGUUCUGAUCCAGCUGGCUGAGAGCGUCCAGCCCAUCACCAAACAGUGGAUCAUGUCCAUGAUAUCUGCACCUGUGAAGGCUGGAGGGGCUCAUCUGUUAGUUCACCCCGGAGAGGACAUGAAAGGGGACAUGAUAGUUGUGGCGGCCCCUCGCUGUACCCUUCUUAGGGUGACUGAGGACCUUGGCCUCUGCAAAACCUACCAGGAUGGAAACAUGACGGCCUUCUCCUUUGAUGACCGCGACAACUUUUGCAACAUUGAUGACAUGCAAAAGUUCCUGACGCUGGCAGAGAGGCAGUACAUCAUCAAAUAUCAAUUGGAUUCCAUGAGAGCCACGGAGGACCAGCGUAUCCCAGGAAUCCCAACACCCAAGGGGAAGUUGAAAGCCAGAGAGAGCAUCUUACAGAAGCUGGAAAAAACAGGCGUGAUCCGUAACGUCACUCCCCUACAUGAGCAGAAGCUUCUGACAGCUCUGGGGAAGCAGUGGUACUCUCAGAAGAGUCUGUGGGGGCAGCCUUUAGACUCCAUCCAUGCUUAUUUUGGUGGAACUAUAGCCUAUUAUUUCAGCUUCUUGGACUUCUACACUUUGUCGUUGUUUCCUCCAGCCAUUCUGGGCCUCUUCAUCACCUUUUUCCUCCCAAGUGCCAACUUCUCCAGUGGAAAUAAAAAUGAAAGCGAGCCGACACCACCAAAGGAUGACGAUGAUUCAGUCAGCUCCUACAUGGUGCAGGCAGUCUUCAGCAUGCUGUGGUCCACAAUAUUCAUGGAGAUGUGGAAAAGGAGGAGUGCGUCUUUAUCCUAUCGCUGGGGCACUUUCAAUUUAGCCGAACAAUUCCAAGAGCCAAGACCGGGUUUCCAUGGAGAACUCGGCACCAAUCCGGUCACAGGCAGACUGGAGCCGCUGUUUCCCGAAUGGAAGCGGAGGCUUAGGAUGGGUCUGGUGUCAGUGCCCGUGGUUGGGGUGUUUUUGGGUCUGGUGGUCAUGGGGAUGGCAGGUUUCUAUUUCUUUGAGCGCCUGGUCUCAAACUGGCACAAAGGAUCUGGAUCAUACUUCACCGCAGUCUUGCUAUACCUCCCUUCUAUAGCCCAUAUUGUCUACACCAAUGUGCUGGGGAAUAUAUAUCGCAACGUGGCCCUGCGGUUAACAGAAUCAGAAAAUCAUAGGGAGGAAUCAUCUUUUGACUAUCAUCAUACGACCAAAGUCCUCGUGUUCACCUUUUUCAACAACUUUGCUGUGCUGUUCCACAUUGCCUUCUUCAAGGAGGACAUGCCUCUACUGCGCAAGAGACUGGCCUCUCUUCUGAUCAUUACCCAGGUAGUGAAUCAGUUCACUGAGGUGGUGGUUCCUUUCCUGGUGGACCGUUUCCUCACAUCUGGAGACAGGAACCUGAAGGAGGAUGAUCCAGAGGUGGACCAUCUCCAGGCUCAGGGCAGCCUGCCAGCUUUCCCAGGGCUGUUUGCUGAGUACAUCGAGCUGCUUGUUCAGUUUGGCUACUUGAGUCUUUUCUCCUGCGUCUAUCCUCUCACUGCCCCUCUGUUACUGCUCAACAACCUCACAGAGAUCCGCACAGAUGCCUACAAGCUCUGCAAGCUCUUCAACAAGCCCUUUUCUGCCCCUGUGGCCAACAUGGGAGUAUGGCAGCCAGCGUUUGAGGUGCUGAGCUUCAUCUCGGUCAUGUCUAACUGCUGGCUGUUGCUUCUGUCCCCACGUGUGAAGGAAUUCACACAGGAAGCCGGCCUCAGCACCAACAAAGUUCUAGUCAUUGCUGUCAUUGUGGAGCACGUCCUGAUCAUGGUGAAGAUGAUUUUGGCCUUCAUGAUCCCUGAUGAACCGGAUUGGCUCCGAAUCAAGAGAGAACAAAUCGAGUAUCACUCCAUGCAAGCGCUUAAGAAACAGCGGAUCAAGAGCUCUCGUGUGGAUGAUAAACUCUCUCCAAAGGCCAAAAUGGGAGAGUGACCAAGUGACCACUAUUUCUAUGGAGACAAUCACAAAAAAAGGAGGUGCCAUAAAGUCAUAUCACUUAGCCACUGUAUAUUUAGCCUGCUAAUGUACCAUAUGACACAGUUUACCAAAGAUAGCUUCUACAGUUUACAGGCUGUUUAAGCCCCAGUUAAUAAUUGUUUGCGUCAAUGGUACCUUUUGAAAAUUACUGAAAACAGAUUAAGGUCAAGAAAGAUAAAAUUAUGAUAGUGGGUUAACACAGACCCAUAUUGUGCUGUAUUAAUGAUUUUUAAAAGAACAGUUCUCUACAAUCACUAUGGCAUAGAUUUUUUUAAUUUUUUUCGGUUGCUGUUGUUUUGUUUGUAUAUUUGUUUUUACACAUUUUUUUUUGUAAAUAUAUUGUGACAAUUUUAACUGUUUUUAUCCCCCGUUAUAUUUUACAUUUCAUCAAAACUGACUGUAUUCUUACAACCGGUUUUGCUGGUAUAAAUAACCACGCAAUGCUCGCUUCACUGAAUAUAUCAUGCAAAUGUAUAGUGAUGUAAGUGGCCUUGAAGAAACGAAUAAAUAUUCAAACAGCUUUAAACUGAGAAAACCAUGUCAUGUAAUAAAUGGCUUAAACCAUACAAGAAGA